GGGCAGACAACCAAGUCUUUUCGGGAAUUUUGAGACGCUUUCGGGAUAUUUUGGUAACGACAACUUUGGCCGUUGCUUUGCGCACCUCCAGUACUGCUGGCUGGGGUGCCAUUUUGUAGAAAGGGUUAAAGGUUAUCCGCAACGGAACAACUCACACAGCUCACAAUCUGCUAAUCCACAACAAAUCUCCAUGACAACACUACCGGCUUCAGGCUAUCACGUCGGCAAGAUACUGGCACGCCGUGUAGCUUCCCCAACCGUGGUGGUUUUGGACUUGGAAGUGCCGUCGUCCCUCCAAUUUCAACCGGGUCAAUGGCUGGAUUUUGUAGUGCCACCGUACGAGUGGGUGGGGGGAUUUUCAACCGCCAGUCAACCAGAAGAGCUCCCCAAAAUCACCUUGGCCAUUAAAGAAUCCAAUCAUCCACCCUCCCGGUGGGUGCAUUCCCAAGAAAGUACCGAGAUUGGAAGGACCGUGCACGUGCAAGUGGGAGGAACGUGUGUGCUGGAUACUACAACUCGACAGAAGAUUGAGACUCAACCGGUCGUCUUUUGUGCCGGUGGCAUUGGCAUUUCUCCCGUACUCAGCAUGUAUCGACAGUGGACGCAACUACUACAGAAAUCGAACAACCAGAAUCCUCCGCCAUCCUCGUUUCUCUACUCGGUUUCGACCGAAGAAGAACUAGUGUUUGGUGACGAGUUGGUGCAAACGUUGUUGUUGGCGCAUAACACUAACAGCAGCCACAAGAAUCGGCAUUCCCUCUGCUUUUCAUUGACCCAACAAACCGCAUGGAAGGAUUCUUCCAAACAGGAUUUGGAAUCCAAAGGAGUGCAAUGCCGAACCGGUCGUUUUAUGAAGGAGUUUCUGACAGAGGCAGACGAUACCUCAGCGUUCUACUUGUGUGGUCCACCGGCCAUGCUCGAUGAAGGGGUUGAUCUACUGCGAAAACGAGGGAUUGCAGACACCAAUAUACAUUUUGAGCGGUGGUGGUAAGAAUAAUAACAAUAGAAUAUUCAGCAAGUG
Molecule: messenger RNA, 1021 nt
Organism: Seminavis robusta
Lineage: Eukaryota; Bacillariophyta; Bacillariophyceae; Naviculales; Naviculaceae
Source: the annotation of a GenBank genome assembly